CCAUAAACCCUUCCUCUCACAUUUUUGUAUCCCUCCUCCAACCUUUCGGCGCCGCUCUCCUACAAAUCGCCCCCAACCCAACGCCACUCGCGAAAUCAGCACAAAAGCCCAGUUCCAAAUCGCAGGCAGCGGCAGCGGUAGCAGGAGUAGGGCGGGUCGAGAUGGUUGGGACGGGCGGCGGCGCGGAGGAGGCGGUGUGGCGGUGGGUGGAGGCCGGCGGUGGGCGGCUGGUGCUGGACGGCGGGCUGGCGACGGAGCUGGAGGCCAACGGCGCCGACCUCAACGACCCGCUCUGGAGCGCCAAGUGCCUCCUCGACUCCCCGCACCUCAUCCGCAAGGUCCAUUUGGACUACCUAGAAGCUGGUGCAAACAUUAUAAUCUCAGCGUCCUAUCAGGCCACUAUUCAAGGGUUUGAGUCGAAGGGUUUUUCAAAAGAACAAAGUGAAAACUUAUUAACGAAGAGUGUUGAGAUUGCACGUGAAGCGUGUGAGAUUUUCCUGAACGGACAUUCGAAUCAAUCCACUCCCAUACAACAUCCUAUUCUGGUUGCAGCUUCUAUAGGAAGUUAUGGGGCUUAUCUUGCUGAUGGCUCUGAGUACAGUGGGGAAUAUGGUGAAGCUGGCACACUAGAGUUCCUGAAAGAUUUUCAUCGACAAAGGCUUCGGGUUGUAGCAGAAGCAGGUCCUGAUUUGAUUGCUUUUGAAACAAUCCCCAACAAAUUGGAAGCUCAGGCAUAUGCUGAACUUCUCGAGGAAUGUAACAUAAAUGUCCCUGCAUGGUUUUCUUUCAACUCAAAAGACGGAGUUAAUAUUGUGAGUGGAGACUCAUUAAUUGAAUGUGCUACUAUUGCUGACAAAUGUGGAAAGGUUGGUGCGGUUGGAAUAAAUUGCACGCCUCCAAGGUUUAUUCAUGGACUGAUACUCUCCAUUCGAAAGGUCACUGACAAGCCUAUUCUGAUAUAUCCCAACAGUGGAGAAAGAUAUGAUGGUGAGAAAAAGGAGUGGGUGGAAUCCACUGGUGUGUCAGAUGGUGAUUUUGUUUCGUAUGUAAGUGAAUGGUGCAAAGAUGGGGCUGCCCUUAUCGGGGGCUGCUGCAGGACAACUCCAAACACCAUCAGGGCCAUAAGUAGGACUCUUAACCAAGGCGACAAGGCGCGACAGUUUUCUGUGGCGUAGAGCUGUGCUCUCCUUUCAGAUGCGCUUCUCCUGGUGGUACCUUGAGGUAUAUCCUGGAGAUCCCUUAACCCGUGGCCUGAUAUACUGUUGCACAAUGUUCUCCUGCAAAUGAGAUGGUUCUGCGCCUAUGUUUCUAAAUAACGGUGUAUUUCUGAGUUCUGAAUUUAUCCUACUUGGAGGUACAGCUAGUGAAGGAUAAGCAAGCAGCAACAAUGACCGGUUCCUCUACUGAGUGAGCGAAACAACCUGCGGCAGAGUUCAUGAAGCUUAGUAGCUAUUAAUAUGAAGAGUUUAAGAAUCUGUAUGUUUUAUUGAUUGAGAGUUGCUCUGGAGAUGUUUUCUUGCAAUAAGCGCUUAUGUCGUCUACGAACUGCGUUUGCUACACCGAUAUAAGCUUAUUACAUAUUCUGUGUCA
Messenger RNA from Phragmites australis (common reed), 1590 nucleotides. RefSeq names its product homocysteine S-methyltransferase 3-like. The record is from RefSeq and is a predicted model, not a curated record. The coding region runs from base 162 to 1175 and encodes 337 amino acids. NCBI's taxonomy places the organism in Eukaryota, Viridiplantae, Streptophyta, Magnoliopsida, Poales, Poaceae. Gene Ontology annotation, biological process: S-methylmethionine cycle. Gene Ontology annotation, molecular function: S-adenosylmethionine-homocysteine S-methyltransferase activity; zinc ion binding. The transcript has 7 exons.